GUGUUGUGGGCAUGCGCAGUGGGUGUCCCGUCGCCAACACCCAGCGGCUGAGAAUUGUAGCUGGGGGCGCGGCGGCUGUGGGAGCCUGUUGUCGGAGGGGGAGGAGGUGCAGGAGCAGGAAGCCGAGGAGGGUGCGGUGACUGCUUAGAAAACUUAUAGCCCACCAACAUCUGAUGAAAUCAGUGACUAAGCAGAUCAACCAUGUCUUACACGCCAGGAACCAUUGGUGACCCCACUCAGCUGGCCCAGCGUAUCUCUUCCAACAUCCAGAAGAUCACACAAUGUUCUGUGGAAAUACAGAGGACACUGAAUCAACUUGGAACACCUCAAGAUACUCCUGAAUUGAGGCAACAGCUGCAACAGAAGCAGCAGUAUACUAACCAACUUGCUAAAGAAACAGAUAAGUACAUUAAAGAGUUUGGAUCUCUGCCCACCACCCCCAGUGAACAGCGUCAAAGGAAAAUACAGAAGGACCGCUUAGUGGCUGAGUUCACGACCUCACUGACAAACUUUCAGAAGGUCCAGAGGCAAGCUGCUGAGAAAGAGAAAGACUUUGUGGCCCGAGUGAGAGCCAGUUCCAGGGUAUCUGGUGGUUUUCCUGAGGAGAGCUCAAAAGACAGGAAUCUUGUAUCGUGGGAAAGCCAAACUCAAUCUCAAGUGCAAGUGCAAGAUGACGAAAUUACAGAGGAUGACCUCCGCCUUAUCCAUGAGAGAGAGUCUUCUAUUAGGCAACUUGAAGCUGAUAUUAUGGAUAUUAAUGAAAUAUUUAAAGAUUUGGGAAUGAUGAUUCAUGAGCAAGGAGAUGUGAUAGAUAGCAUAGAAGCCAACGUCGAGAAUGCAGAGGUGCAUGUUCAGCAAGCAAACCAGCAGCUGUCGAGGGCAUCAGAUUAUCAGCGCAAAUCCAGAAAAACCAUCUGCAUCAUCAUUUCUCUCCUUGUCAUCGGAGUUGUAAUUAUUGGUGUCAUAUGGGCAGUGAAAGGCUAAAAUUAUGAAGGAGCACAGUGUUGCACUGCGUUAUCUAAAUUAUGUAGGAAAGCUCCUGCAAUCAUGUUUUUUUACUAUUAUUUUAAAGGUGUUGCAUAAAGGAUGGCUCCCAAACUUUUUAUUUGGGGGGAAUUUUCCUUUGGAUCAAAUAAGAUAUUUCCUAAUACUGAAAGUUUUUCUAAAUAUCAGUGCUGGCAUAACUUCCAUGAUUUUUGGUCUAAUAACUUAAUUUUUGCCCACAUUGUAUGUGUCUUUCAUGUAUAAUUUAUUUAUCCUGUUGACUUCAUUUUUGGAAUUAAUAAAUUAAAGGUGUGUGUGUGUGUGUUCUGUGGGCAUCUGUCUCUCUUGUCACAAUGUAACAUGCACCCAGACUUGUGUUACUUCAAUUAAAAAUCACAAAUUUAAUUUGGAUUAGGGCCAGCAGAGGAAAUAUUCUCAAUAACUUAAAACAAAUUGACCUGCUUCUGUUGGCUUUUUUAUUUUUUUCUGGUUUAUACCAGCACAGAUUAUCUAUUCAACUUUUACUGUUGUCUUCUCUUAAGACCCUUGAUUACUCUGAAUGAAGUCAGUGAAAAAUUUCCUACUAUGUUUCAAAUACCUGAUGUGUAUAUAUUAAGCAUUUGCUGUAGAUUGCCUGGUGAAAUAGUAAGGGUAGAUUGUUUUUACAUAGGCUCUGUUUAAAUCUGACAUUUACUGAAGAAUGUGUAGUCACUUUAAAUGUUUGAUAUGAUUUGGAAGGAGAGUAUGACAAAUCAAUACCUAUUGUGCUGGAAUUCUAAAGAUCCCAACCUGUUACUCUGCUGUGCAUUUCCACAGCUGUUAAAAUGGAAAUUAAUGAUCUUGCCUUACAUCCUGUAGAACAAUGGUCACAUUUGUAUCCUGAGGUCAAAAUUAUUGGGGAGGUAACUGUUCCACAAUUAAUGUUUUUCGGCACCCAGCACUUAAAAUACAGUGUUUAUUUUGUACCAUCUUCACUGGAAAAAAAUGGUGUUUGCCAAUUAACUCACUUGCCUUUUUUAAGUCAAUGUUGUUUUAAUGCACUAAUCUGAAUACUGUAAAGAGGAUUAUCUUAGUUUAUAGUUUGUAUUUCAUAAUGUUCUUAUAUAGCAAAAUCAGUGUUUUAUAUGGCAAGCUAUGAGCUUCAAAUAGGAACAAUAAACAAACAUCUAAAUAGGUGUGUGGGUGAUGGGUGAUGCAGGGAGAACUCAUACUUUCCAUCUGUUCUGAAGUCAGUGCGAGCCCACCAGGCUCUUUGUAAAUGCAGAAAAGCCUGCUGUUUCAUGUCACACACCAGUAUCUCAUGGCUAUGGAGGUCCCAAUGGCUUUCACAGGUCACUUCAGUUGUGUGUUUUUUGGGGGUUUCUUGGGGGUUUUUUUUUUGCCACAGUUGUACUUGAUAAAUGUUGUUAUCAUAAAGACAAAUGCAUUUACCUUUAUUUAUUUUAUGGUAAGUUCCCAAGAACAGCAAAAGCACUUAAUUUUUUGGCAUGAUGUGAGCACCAUUAUUUAAAGUGUAAUAAUUUAUAAGUGAUUUUAACUGGGACACAAAUCAGUGACUAAAACCAGGAACUUGCAUUCUUUUAAGAAUCAUUAAUUUUGAAGGGGGACAUUUGCACAGAAUAUUUGGAACAGAAAGAAUAGUUUUGAUUAGAAAAAAAACAAAAAACCAUUGCAGUCACCAAAAUUUUAAAAUUCUUGAAGUAUUCCUUUAGGUUUUAAAAUCACUUUGAAAGGUGGCAAAGCUUACACUAUAGAAAAUAAAAUUAGAGUUGUUUUAAUGACUGUCAACAUAUCGGAAUUGUUUGAGGCAAACUGAGUCUCAAACUGAAUAAAUUUCCUUAUCAAAUGACACAUAUUGUUCACUUCAGUGUCCUCCAAAGACAGGCUGGAUGAUGCAGACUGAGGUUAACCAGCUUCUGUUCUCAAGCUGAAUGGCAGUGUGGCAUGAAUUAUUUGGCCAUUGUAUUGGUUAUUAAAUAUUAUGAAAAUGUUUUGGUUUUGCACAGUGAUUGAUGGGAAAAGAGUAAUUGGUGUCAUUUCAACAUAAUGCAGGUUGUUUUUUAGUGGGCGUGGGGUCACUCCAACAAUAUGUCGAUAUGGAUACAGAUGGAACUCAACCUAGGACAGCAAACCUUGGGCACAGCAUCUGGAGUCAGGCCACUGAGCAUGCCCAGUUCCCAUGGCAGCAUCUGCAUCAUUGACUGAGAUCAUGCUCCGUGGAAAGGUUGCCACUGAGUCCUAUGGGGUCUUCACUGCUUUUGUUAAAAAUGGCAAAAUUUUCUACACAAUAAAGUGUUUUGAACACCAGUCUUUUUAGACAAAUUUAUAAUGAAGAAAGAAAUGACUUUUGAAGACUUCUUGUUCCACAAAAUUAGUCUGUAGUUUAGCAAGAAAAGUGCAGAAUAGCUUUUAUAGUUGGUAUAAUUUUUGUUCCUUUAGUAGAAAAAAGAAUGUUCUAAUAAAAGAUAAAAUCUGUGUAAAAAAAAGUCAUUGUCCACCAUUUAAUAAUAAAGAGCAAUUCACAAGAGUAA
Myotis daubentonii (Daubenton's bat) is the source of this 3515-nucleotide messenger RNA. It is a transcript of the gene STX7, whose product is annotated as syntaxin 7. NCBI's taxonomy places the organism in Eukaryota, Metazoa, Chordata, Mammalia, Chiroptera, Vespertilionidae. The record is from RefSeq and is a predicted model, not a curated record. Gene Ontology annotation, biological process: vesicle fusion; vesicle-mediated transport; intracellular protein transport. Gene Ontology annotation, molecular function: SNAP receptor activity; SNARE binding. Gene Ontology annotation, cellular component: membrane; SNARE complex; endomembrane system.